Messenger RNA from Anoplophora glabripennis (Asian longhorned beetle), 1845 nucleotides. RefSeq names its product cytochrome P450 6a8-like. The transcript has 4 exons. Gene Ontology annotation, molecular function: monooxygenase activity; heme binding; oxidoreductase activity, acting on paired donors, with incorporation or reduction of molecular oxygen. NCBI's taxonomy places the organism in Eukaryota, Metazoa, Arthropoda, Insecta, Coleoptera, Cerambycidae. The coding region runs from base 70 to 1608 and encodes 512 amino acids. The record is from RefSeq and is a predicted model, not a curated record.
GAAUUAUUCAAACAAACACUUUGUUUCUACUGGUGAUAGUGUUAACAACUGCGAUUUUUCGGGAUUAAAAUGGAUGUUUUCAAUACUACAACAUGGUAUAUAUUCAUGAUUCUCUUACUUCCAAUCGGCUAUUUUGUCUGGUUAUACAAAAAGACAUUUGCAUAUUGGAAACAGCGAGGUCUGGACUAUCUCGAACCAUCGAUACCAUUUGGAAACGCCUUCGACGUGGUCAUGAAAAAAGUUACACUAGGUGAACUUUUUGCCCAACACUACCGUCAAAUCAAAGAGAAAGGGCUCAAACACGCGGGUACUUUCUUUUUUUGGCAACCAAUCUAUGUCCCUGUUGAUUCAGAGAUCAUUAAACGUAUUCUGAUUAGCGACUUUGAAUAUUUUCCCAACCACGGCAUGUAUAUAAGUGAGGAGAAAGACCCUUUAUCCACGCAUAUUUUCAACAUGGAAAAUGGUAAAUGGAAGAACCUCAGGGCGAAGUUUCCAGCGGCGUUUACUUCUGCUAGGAUGAGAAAAAUGUUUUUGAUAAUGGAAAAUUUAAGCAAGCAAUUUAAAGAUAACUUAGACGCGUUUGCUAUUAAUGGUACUUCUUUGGAUAUAAAAAGUGAAAUAAGUCGGUUUACCACAGAUAUAAUAUCAUCAUGUGCAUUUGGAAUCGAGACCAAUACAAUGAAACGCGAAAAUGAUGAGUUACUGAAACAAGGAAGGUCCUUUUUCGACGAUCAGUGGAACAUUUACAAAAAUAUUUCCGUUCUAACAAUACCCCGACAUAUUUUAGUCAAGCUGAACUUCAGGAUAAUGACGAGAGAAUUCGAAAAAUACUUCUCCAAUCUCUUCCAGAACAUCAUGAAGUACAGAAAAGAAAAAGAAAUAAAACGAGGUGAUCUAGCAGACAUUCUUAUAAGACUGACUGAAAAACAUGAAGACGAACACGACUUUUCAGGAAAGAAACCUAUAGACCCUAUUAAUUCAAACGAAUUCGUUUCGCAGAUGGUGGUGUUCUUUGCGGCUGGUUUUGAAACGUCUUCUAGUACACAGACUUUUGCUUUGUACGAACUUGCUAAGAAUCCGGAAUGUCAAAGUAAGCUGCGAAUGGAAAUCAAGGACAUUUUGGCCAAGUACGACAAUAAGCUUACAUACGACGCUGUAAUGGAGAUGAAAUACCUAGAACAGGUUGUAGAUGAAACGCUGAGGCUCUAUCCCGUCUUUCCUAUAUUACCCAGAGUGUGUGUGAAAGAUUACGAAGUACCAGGUACUGAUUUUACCAUAAAGAAAGAUACGAUCGUUAUGGUUUCAAACAUGGGUAUUCAGCGUGAUCCAGAAUACUAUCCAGAUCCGAACAGAUUUGACCCCGAGCGAUUCUCUAACGAAAACAAAGCCAAACGGCCUUUCGUUUCGUAUGUGCCUUUUGGGGAAGGCCCAAGAAUUUGCGUGGGUAAACGAUUUGGCCUAUUGCAAUCUAAAAUUGGACUUAUAACUGUGUUAAGGAAUUACGAUAUUUCUUUGGAUAGAAAAACCACAGAUUCCUUUAAAUUUGAACCAAACGAGUUAAUUUUGAGGAAAACUGGUGACGUGUGGUUAAAACUGAAGCAAAUAUAACUGUGAACUUCCAUCCUGUUCUUUAUUUAAUAACUAAAUAAUAUACCAUGUUACUUACUCCAACAUAUUUUCUAUAUUUGUUAUUUGAAAGCAAUUUAUUUUGUUAUAAUUAGAUAUCGCCAUACUUUUAUUCUAAUAACAGUUCUGUCUAUAUAAGCAAGAGGAAUAGGAAUUUAUUUAUUUAUUUUGGUUAUUUAUUUCUUCUUACAUUUAAUAAAGUCUUCAAACUACGAAAAU